Anopheles stephensi (Asian malaria mosquito) is the source of this 2388-nucleotide messenger RNA. RefSeq lists its product as uncharacterized. Gene Ontology annotation, biological process: cell differentiation; anatomical structure morphogenesis; regulation of transcription by RNA polymerase II. The transcript has 3 exons. The record is from RefSeq and is a predicted model, not a curated record. The coding region runs from base 183 to 1925 and encodes 580 amino acids. Gene Ontology annotation, molecular function: RNA polymerase II cis-regulatory region sequence-specific DNA binding; DNA-binding transcription factor activity, RNA polymerase II-specific. Lineage: Eukaryota; Metazoa; Arthropoda; Insecta; Diptera; Culicidae.
ACGCAUACUCGCGAUCGUGUACGUUUUGAAGAUCGUUCUUAGGGGUUGAAAAUUGUGACAUCGGAUAAGUGGUUUAUAUACGUGUGAAUGCUUCGAAUUGUGCUAUUUGGUGCUUGGUGAUCGUGCAUUUUGUUUAAAGAAAUUGCGAAAAUAGUGCGAAAAGUGCUCUUUUAACCGUCGGAAUGCUACCGUACAGCUCCUAUGCAGCUGCUAUACAGCAGAUUCAAAGCUUGAACCACGAUUUGGCACUGUUUAGCCAGCACGGUGCACAAUACCUGCAGCAUCCUGAGCAUAGCGCGGCUACGCUGGGUAAUUCGUACUUUGGACUGAACAACUGGUCACUUCCGUUUUCGUUUCUGAAGUCCGUCCAUCGACCGGAAAAGCCACCCUUUUCCUAUAUUGCGCUGAUCGCAAUGGCGAUCAGUAGUGCACCGAAUCAGCGGUUAACGCUCAGUGGCAUCUACAAGUAUAUUAUGGAUAACUUUCCUUACUAUCGUGAAAAUCGACAGGGCUGGCAAAACUCCAUCCGGCACAAUCUCUCGCUGAACGACUGUUUCAUUAAGGUGCCACGGGAUAAGACAUCCGGCGGGGGACAUUCGAAGGGCCAACCGGCAGACGAUCCAUCCGCUAGCGGGGAUGGUGGUGGUGGUGGUGGUGGUUCGGGUGCUGGUGCAGGAGCCGGUGGCAAAGGUAGCUACUGGAUGCUGGACCCGUCGGCGAACGAUAUGUUUGAGCAGGGCAAUUACCGGCGCCGCCGUACGCGCCGACAACGCAACGCCAAAUUGAUCCUGAACGGCCACUUUCAGGGUUCACCGUUUGCGUUGGCCUUUCCACCGGCCGGACUAUCGGCGGGAGAUUUUAUGGGUACGUCAACGCACCUGCCACACGGGCCCAUCACCGGCGGUAGACGAACCGAGGGCACCACCACCGAUCUUCAUCAUCUGAUAGUGCGAAAUGAUUUGAUACAACAACCGUCGGCCGAUCUGUCGGAUCCGGGCAUGGUUUUGCUUGGCCCCGGUUGCUACCAUCACCAUGCGCCCUAUGUCCACGGGGCAUCAUCAGCAUCCGCACUGCUGUCCGCCGGGCUGGUAGGCGAUUCGACAGCUUCCCUCGACCCAACUUCAUUAGCCGAUAAGAACGGGCCGGGUAGGAGUGGGAAACAGCGUGGCAGUUGGUCUCCUUCCGGAUGCCACAUCAAGAAGCGCUGCGAUGACGAAAAGACCCACCCUCAUCCCACCGGAGAUGGGGAUGAAACGAGCGAAGAAUUCUCGGAACUCCCAUCGACACUUUCCGAAGGGGAGUAUGAAAAUGAACUUAACGCAUUAAAUCCGGCCGGCAAACGGCAUCCCUCGGUGCAACGCACCCGAACCAGGAAAAGUGAUAAUUGCUUAGACCAACACGAGCUCUCCGCCUCGGUACCCUUUUCUGCCCACGCGCUCGAUGCGUUCCUGCUCGGCGAACUGAGCGGAUUGCGUGUGAGAGGCUGUGAGUUAACGGCUCCGUUUGCGUACACAAACACCACCCUCACCGGGUCGAGUCCCGACGGGCAAAGUUCCAACUCGGGCGAGUUCCGAACGGUCACUCCGGAUCAAACGGGAUUUGCUGCCUUCUGUGAUGGUUUGUGUAGCACACCUGAGAACGCAUCGCAACCGACACUUCGGCCGGCAGCCAGCAGUGAGAUCUUCGUACCGUCGGAAUACGGCGUGCCAUCCAGAGCUAGGGCCGACUGCCCCGGCGUGCCGGCUGUAACGAACGGGUCCAGUGCAAACAAUCCACGACAGCCAUCCGGUAGCGUCCGGCAGCGCGAAAGUCCGAAAGUUGGAUCACCGGUUGCAGUGACGGACCGGCUCGUCGUACGGGGCACAAAAGUUGGUAGCUUAAAGUCAAGCAACUUCACCAUCGAAAGUAUUAUGCGAAGGGACUAGCCUUGGUGGGCCAUUUUACAUCCAUGCACCUCACCGGAAGCAGGGGAAGAGGGUUCUGUUGGGAGGAGCCAACCAGCACCCGGUGUUGACAGUAGCUUAAGUCGACAAACUAACUAGUCAGGCUAUGGUUUUCGAGAAAUAAAUUCGUUCGACGGCUCGGUCAGUGUGUGGGUCAUCUGUGAGGAGGAUGACGAAUAGGUCGACAGCCUCGAGGGAUUGGUGGAACGAGGUAGAAUUUCCUACCGGUUAAAUCGUUUUGUGUUUUUUUUGGCUACGUUUUGGGUCCCUUUGUGGGAGAUGAUGCUGUCAAAUUUGGCAUAAAAUUGAAAAGUACAUUCGAAUUUCAGAGAGCGAGAGGAUGCUCUCGGUUUACUGUUGCUAGUGUCAAAGCAAAUAAAUGGUCAUUAAUUUCCGGGUGACAGAUGGGUGACAGUGUAAUGGCUGGAGAGCUACAUUAGUGGUU